GACAAUAUGGUAUAGAUCAUUCGGAUUAUCAAAAUCCACCCACCACUCACCCGAAUAAGUGUGGACAUGAGAUGUACCAAUCUACAAUCCACCCCACAUCAAUCAUCUAUAUGCACUGCCAUUCGAAUUAUUGAGUACUACGACUAUGAGCAGCGGGAACGGGUUUGUGCGGGGAUCGGGUACAUGGACCGGAAGUUCUUCUGCCUGUUCGACACGGGGGAUGUUAUGAUCUUUGGAAUCGGCGGCGGCAGCGGCGGCGGAGAGAGGACGAUGCUCCUGGCUACACCUCAGCUGAGGCCGGGACAGCUGGGCACGAGGGAUAGCCUGCGCGUCGUUUUGUGGUCGAAAUCCACGAGGAGGGAGGAAUCGCUGGUGGUGAGCUGGGUGCGACGAGGAGGUGAUCAUCAUCAUGGCGGCGGCAGGGGAAGUAGUAGUUUCCGGUUGAGUAUAGUUAAGCGUAAGAGGGAGUUACAAGAUGUGCAUAUCUAGUAUAUGGUUUUCUAAAGAUAAAUGAGCGUCCCGAUCGAGCAAGGAAAUCAUCAACAAAGUUACCUUCCGAUCGAUAUGGUCUUAUCGGAUUUGUCAAUCGAUCUAUUUUGACCCUCUCUAUUGAAGAGGUUUGUUAUCUCUCGAGGAGAUACAACACCUAGUUCACAUAAUGUGCAAUUCAUUCACGCCAUUUGGUAAUUAUUUCUAGUAUUUCAAUAUUUUUUCCACGUAACAAUUAUAUUUAUUCACCCAAAAUUAAUUGAACAACCAUUCCAAAGUUUUCAAUACACAAAAAAAAGAAGUUAAAACUCCACACCAAGGUAGGGAAAUUUUUUCAUUUUCCACCAACUUAUGAUACUUCGCUGGCCUUAACGGGCCAUAUUGGGCCAUCAGAGUUGGGCCAAUUCACGAACUGGAUAUUGGGCCUUGAUAAACAAAGAAGAAUCUACCUGGAAAAGUUGAAACAGUAAGAAAUUCGUCACUCCACUGAUCAAAACAUAGUAAAAGAAAAUUUCUUCCAGUGAUUAUUCAAAACAAAAGACUCACUCCCCC
Messenger RNA from Linum trigynum, 1041 nucleotides. NCBI's taxonomy places the organism in Eukaryota, Viridiplantae, Streptophyta, Magnoliopsida, Malpighiales, Linaceae. The record is from the annotation of a GenBank genome assembly.